CACCUCACCAUCCACCACCACAUACACACCACCUACCUACACAAACACCAACCAACCGAUCGGUGUAACACCACCAACCCCAACCUAAACCACCCAAAACCCAACCUUCAAAAAAACAAAAAGAACAAAAAAGAACAUGUCCCCCUCGACCCGCCGCCUCCUCAAAGAAUCCACGGACCUCCAAACCAACCCAUCACCCUACUUCCACGCGGCCCCAGUAUCCGACAGCAACCUCUUCGACUGGCACUUCACCCUCCUCGGCCCACCCCCUCCCUCCCCCUACGCCGGCGGCAUCUACCACGGCCGCAUCACCCUCCCACCCACCUACCCACUCCGCCCGCCCAGCUUCCGAUUCCUAACGCCCUCGGGGCGAUUCGAAGUCAACCGCGAGAUCUGUCUCAGUAUCUCGGGCCAUCAUGAGGAGACGUGGCAGCCGGCGUGGGGGAUUCGGACGGCGUUGAUUGCGCUGCGGAGUUUCAUGGAUGGAGAUGCGAAGGGCCAGGUGGGCGGGUUGGAUGAUUUUGGGGGGGAGGAGAUGAAGGGGGAGGAGGAUAAGGUGGUGGUGGAUGAGGGUGAGGCUGCAGCUGCGGAUGCAGGUAUAUCUGCAGAUGUGGAUACGUCUCAGGUUCGGGUUCCUCAAGCUGAGGUACAACCACAACCACAACCGCAGCAGCCCCAACAACAGCAAUUACAACAUACUCCCCCAGCAACAAGACCUCCUGCACCACCAGUGCCAGCUGCUGCUGCUGCUGCUGCUGCAACAUCUCAAGAUACACCCUGGCUCGACCGAGCUAUUAUCGGCGUCAUCAUCGCCCUAGUAGCCAUGAUCUUGCGACGUCUGACGCGCGACAUGGACUUGGAGUGAUCCUGAUAUCCUCUCUACUUUUGUCUGUGUUCCACAUGAAGCAAUGGUGUUUGUUUGGCGUUGGAUGGUUUCUAUCAGUACCCUGGGUUAUUAGGUAUGGUUGUGUAUAUUAGGUGUUUUGUGUUAGGCUUGCCACAGGUUGUGUUUCGGGGGUUUAAGUGGUAAUUUCAAUGUGAGUUUGUGGUUGAAUGUUCGAGAUGUAGGAUGUAGGAUGUGGGUGUGGUAGUAUGGUAUGUUUGGGAUGGGGGUUAAGUGUUUGUAGUUCAAGGAUGAUUGUGUUGGGAGUAAUAGAGCGAUUUAGAUAGAAGUCAGGGUAUUUCGGUGUUGUAGGUUUUGUAUGGGAUAAGAUUGAGGUAAAAUUGACGUCCAAAUUGUCUCUG
Messenger RNA from Aspergillus vadensis CBS 113365, 1245 nucleotides. Its product is annotated as ubiquitin-conjugating enzyme E2. The coding region runs from base 137 to 865 and encodes 242 amino acids. The transcript has 2 exons. Lineage: Eukaryota; Fungi; Ascomycota; Eurotiomycetes; Eurotiales; Aspergillaceae. The record is from RefSeq and is a predicted model, not a curated record.